AUGAUGAACGAUCCGGCCGCCCUCGGGAUGAUCCCGUUCGAUACGAUCGGGCUGUACGAGCAGCCGAAGCCGCGGUUCAUCUUCAAAAUGCCACGCGUCGUGCCGGACCAGAAGUCCAAGUUCGAAAGCGACGACCUGUUCAAGAAGCUCAGCAGAGACAGUGAGGUCAGAUACACCGGGUUCCGCGAUCGCCCCAUCGAGGAACGGCGCGGCCGCUUCCGGGCCGGAUGCUGCGAGGGCCACACGGAAGUGUCGUUCGCCGCCACCGGCAUCAACCUGCAGCUCGUCUUCAACCCGAACCACGGCCUUUACCAUCAUCCGCACCAUCACCACCAUCACCAUCCUGCCCAUCUCGGGCUGGAGAAGGAGUGCGACUUCGACAAGGAGCACGGCAAGGUGCACAUCAAGUCCCACUUCAUCAUGAACGGCGUGUGCGUGCGCUUCCGCGGCUGGCUCGACAUGGAGCGCCUGGACGGGAUCGGCUGCCUGGAGCUGGACGAGAAGCGGGCGGCGCAGGAGGACGCCAUCCUGCGGGAGCAGCUCGAGCGGUACAACCAGCGCCUGCGCGACUUCGAGGACAAGCAGCGCACCUACCAGCGCACCACGCAGGACGAGUUCGAGCAGAUGCGCCGGAACGGGUCCGGCAUCGGUGUUGGGGUGACGGCCGGCGCGUCCGGCAUGUGGAGACGAUAA
Anopheles coustani is the source of this 693-nucleotide messenger RNA. It is a transcript of the gene Bgb, whose product is annotated as protein big brother. The transcript has 3 exons. Gene Ontology annotation, cellular component: core-binding factor complex; nucleus. Gene Ontology annotation, molecular function: sequence-specific DNA binding; transcription coactivator activity. Gene Ontology annotation, biological process: regulation of transcription by RNA polymerase II. The coding region runs from base 1 to 693 and encodes 230 amino acids. The record is from RefSeq and is a predicted model, not a curated record. NCBI's taxonomy places the organism in Eukaryota, Metazoa, Arthropoda, Insecta, Diptera, Culicidae.